Molecule: messenger RNA, 1382 nt
Organism: Lycium barbarum (goji berry)
Lineage: Eukaryota; Viridiplantae; Streptophyta; Magnoliopsida; Solanales; Solanaceae
Product: ethylene-responsive transcription factor ERF027-like
Exons: 2
Coding region: 655-1257 (200 amino acids)
Biological process (GO): regulation of DNA-templated transcription
Molecular function (GO): DNA binding; DNA-binding transcription factor activity
Source: RefSeq, a predicted model, not a curated record
AUAACACAUACAAUUCUGUACAAAAACACACUUAUCUAUAGGAUUUUUUACUUCAAUGCACUGACAGAGUAAACAUUAAUUAUACUGUCAGUGUAUAUAAAUUAAAUAUCCACAUAUAGACAUAUCCACGCACAUAUAUACUUGACCUUUCAUAUAUAUAUAUAUACUGCCAAAUCUAGCCAACUCAGCGGCGAAUACAAGAAUAACCUCCCAUCCAAAUCUCUUUUGUCAAUCAAGGGCAAUACGAGUGUCACAAGCUAUUUCUUAUAAACACUCGUCAAUAUUUGAAGUUUAUGAGUUCUGGAAGUCCCUCGCUUCCCAGAACCUACAACCCGUUUAUGUUAGCAACUGGUUUCGCAGUUUAUUAUAAGUAAUUUUUAAUAGAUUUUUCAACAUAUAUAGAGUUUGAGUCUAAGCUAUUGAGUUUUGCCGAACCCGAAUCAUAUAUUCUACAUCGGUCGACUCUGAGCGGACUAGCAAUGCACUAGAGGGAGUUGUAAGAAGCGCAUUACACAUAGACACAUCACCCGUACAAUUGUACACACAUAUAUAUAAGAGUUUAAGUUCAAUAUACUGACAAAUUGAGUAAAUUAUACUGUCAGUUUAUAUAAGUUAAAUUUUACUAUAUAUACAUAUAUAUCAUCACACACCUAUAUGGCGGACCCUUCAUAUAGUACAAAGUCUAGGACAAAUACCAAACAUCCUUUAUAUCGUGGGAUACGUUGUAGAAGUGGGAAAUGGGUGUCUGAAAUUAGAGAGCCACGUAAGACUACAAGAAUAUGGCUAGGUACAUACCCUACUCCAGAAAUGGCUGCUGCUGCCUAUGAUGUUGCUGCCUUAGCUCUUAAGGGAAGUGAUAAUGUUGUACUAAAUUUUCCUCACCAUGUUAAUUCUUAUCCAAAGCUCCCUUCCUCACCUUCUUCGGCGGAUAUACGACACGCCGCGGCCACCGCGGCAGCUGCAAUGGCUCCGCAAGGCAAUGAUGAUUGGUCGACAGGAAGCAGGUACGAAGCUACAUGUAACGAAGGAGGUUCGAUUGGAUCAUCUUGGUCGGAAAAUUAUGCUAUGCAAAUAGGAGGUGCGCAAAUGAUUGCAACUGAGGAGGAAUAUGUUGAUGAGGAAGCAUUGUUUGAUUUUCCCAGUUUGCUUGUUAAUAUGGCGGAUGCAAUGAUGGUGAGUCCCCCAAGAAUAAACUCCUCAUCCUUUGAAGAUUAUUCACCAGGAGACUUUGAUGCUGAAAGUCUUUGGAGCUAUUAAAUAGGAUUUAGAAUUAACGGAUUUAGCGAAAGUGUAAUUUUAAUAUAUGCAUAAGUAAUAAGUAUCUUUUUCCUUUGUAUAAAUAAUUCGCUUCGUUCAAUUGAAUUCAUAGAAUUCACUUUAAA